UGCUGCUUUCUAUACCCAGUUCACACCCUGCUGGGCAACGGAGGAAAAGCCAGAGGAGCUUUCGAUGACUGGAACCACCAGGUGACAGGACAGGAAGCUCUGCUCAGGCGAGCAGCCACUAUUACCAUUUAGGAAGCCUGUGGCAGGAACAAUAGCACCUGGAAAAUCCCACGUUCCCUGUGACACAAGCCCCAAGGAUGAGCCUGCUCCAGCUGCUGGUGUUCCUGGCCCUCUGGGGAGCCGCCAGGGCUGGACCAGGGAGGUUCUGGCACAUCUCGGACCUGCACCUUGAACCUGACUACAAGGUGUCCACAGACCCGCUCCAGGUGUGCCCAUCAGCUGGCUCCCAGCCGGUGCACAGCCCGGGCCCCUGGGGUGACUACCUCUGUGACUCCCCCUGGGCCCUCAUCAACUCCUCCGUCCACGCCAUGAAGGAGAUUGAGCCGGAGCCAGACUUCAUCUUCUGGACAGGCGAUGACACCCCUCACGUGCCCAACGAGAGGCUGGGAGAAGCGAAGGUGCUGGAGAUUGUGGAACGCCUGACCAAGCUCAUCAGAGAGGUCUUUCCAGAUACUAAAGUAUACUCCGCUAUGGGAAAUCAUGACUUUCACCCCAAACACCAGCUCCCAGCGGGGAGCAACCGUAUCUACAAUCAGAUAGCAGAACUGUGGAGACCCUGGCUCAAUAAUGAAUCCUUUGCUCGCUUCAAAGAAGGUGCGUUCUAUUCUGAGAAGUUGCCAGGGACGGCUGGGCGGAUCGUGGUCCUCAACACCAAUCUGUACUACACCAACAAUGAGCAGACGGCCAGCAUGGCCGACCCUGCCCAGCAGUUCCAGUGGCUGGAAGAGGUGCUGAGCAACGCGUCCAGAGCUGGAGAAAUGGUGUACAUCAUCGCCCACGUGCCCCCGGGGUUCUUUGAGAAGAAAAUGAACAAGAUGUGGUUCCGGGAGGGAUUCAACGAGAAGUACCUCCAGGUAGUCCAGAAGCAUCAUCGAGUCAUCGCAGGGCAGUUCUUCGGGCACAAUCACCUGGACAGCUUUCGCAUGUUCUAUGAUGAUGCAGGUGCCCCCAUCAGUGUCAUGUUCCUUAUCCCGGGAGUCACCCCAUGGAAACCCAUAUUCCCUGGAGUGGUCUACGGGGGCAACAACCCAGGCAUCCGACUGUUCGAAUACGACCGAGCCACGCUGAGCCUGCAGGACAUGAUGACUUACUUCCUGAACCUGAGCCAGGCGAACGCGCAGGGAGCGGCGCGCUGGGAGCUCGAGUACCAGCUGACCGAGGCCUACGCGGUGCCCGACGCGGGCGCCCGCUCCAUGCACGCCGCGCUGGGCCGCAUCGCCGGCGACCCGAACGCGCUGCAGCGCUACUACGUGUACAACUCUGUCGGCCACGACGCGCGGGCGUGCGACGCGCUGUGCCGCGCCGAACACGUGUGCGCAAUGCGCGCGGUGGCCGCGGACGCGUACGCCGCCUGCCUGCGCGCCCCCGCCGCCGCGCCCGCGCCCGGGCUGGGGCUGCCGCUCCUGCUGGCGGCGCAGCUGGGCCUGGGCGCCUGGCUCGCAGGGUGACCUGUGCCGCCGGCUGGACCGCAGGGUUUGCCUCCUCAGUCUGGGUGUCCUGGGCCGGCGCCCCCCACUGGGGGCUGGACUCUCACUGUCCCGGCUUCCGCAGGUGAACGGGGACGCGGCAGCCAGAUCAGGAAAGAAGCCCAAAGACCCUGCCACAAGCCCUUUUCUUCCAAGUUUUACAUGUAUUAAAAAAGCUCACCAUGGAUCU
Pipistrellus kuhlii (Kuhl's pipistrelle) is the source of this 1776-nucleotide messenger RNA. It is a transcript of the gene SMPDL3B, whose product is annotated as sphingomyelin phosphodiesterase acid like 3B. The coding region runs from base 198 to 1568 and encodes 456 amino acids. Gene Ontology annotation, molecular function: sphingomyelin phosphodiesterase activity. The transcript has 8 exons. The record is from RefSeq and is a predicted model, not a curated record. Gene Ontology annotation, biological process: sphingomyelin catabolic process. Lineage: Eukaryota; Metazoa; Chordata; Mammalia; Chiroptera; Vespertilionidae.